Impatiens glandulifera is the source of this 1309-nucleotide messenger RNA. RefSeq names its product DNA repair protein RAD51 homolog 3. Gene Ontology annotation, molecular function: ATP-dependent DNA damage sensor activity; ATP binding; crossover junction DNA endonuclease activity. Gene Ontology annotation, biological process: DNA repair; reciprocal meiotic recombination; meiotic DNA recombinase assembly. Gene Ontology annotation, cellular component: Rad51B-Rad51C-Rad51D-XRCC2 complex; Rad51C-XRCC3 complex; replication fork. The transcript is spliced from 9 exons. NCBI's taxonomy places the organism in Eukaryota, Viridiplantae, Streptophyta, Magnoliopsida, Ericales, Balsaminaceae. The coding region runs from base 65 to 1105 and encodes 346 amino acids. The record is from RefSeq and is a predicted model, not a curated record.
GAUCCGUUUGAUUUAUUUAUAUUUCUCGUAGUCGGCUACAAGAGAAAGCGCGGGAGGGGGCGAGAUGGAAGUGUCGAGUCUUCCAAUCUCAGCAUCACAAAGAGGGAAGCUCAUCUCCGCCGGCUACUCUUCUAUCUCUUCACUUUCCUCAGUCACUCCCUCCGACCUAGCUCGAGAUCUAAACAUUCCGGAGGAUGAAGCUCUUCAAAUCUUGAAGGUUGUGUCUGAUUGUAGUGGAAAAUAUGGUUCUUAUCAGAAUCAUGCUAUUGUCACAGGUGCACAAACUGCUUGGGACAUGCUCCAUGAGGAGGAAUUAUCUAGACAAAUAACUACUUCCUGUGCUGAGUUAGACAACAUAUUAGGCGGAGGAAUAACUUGCAAAGAGGUCACGGAAAUCGGUGGUGUGCCAGGCAUUGGUAAAACACAGUUAGGGAUCCAACUUGCAGUGAAUGUACAAAUUCCAGUUUGUUAUGGAGGCCUAGGAGGCAAAGCUGUAUAUAUAGACACUGAAGGCAGCUUUAUGGUAGAACGGGCUCUACAAAUUGUUGAUGGGUGUCUUUUGGACAUGUUACAACCUAAUGACUUCAGCAGGAAAAAAAAUCAAGCUUCGAAAACUAGAUUACAACCUAAGGAUUUCCUCGAAAAUAUAUUCUACUUUCGCACAUGCAGCUAUGCUGAGCAAAUUGCUGUGGUAAAUUAUAUGGACAAGUUCAUCUCAGAGCAUAAUGAUGUCAAGGUUAUCAUAAUUGAUAGCGUGACAUUUCAUUUCCGCCAAGAUUUUGAAGAUAUGGCACUUAGAACAAGAUUACUCUGCGGAAUGGCCUUGAAGUUAAUGCAACUUGCAAAAAAGUACAGUCUAGCAGUUGUUCUCCUAAACCAGGUCACGACUAAGCAUACAGAAGGUUCAUUCCGUUUAACUCUUGCACUAGGAGAUAGUUGGUCUCACGCCUGCACAAACCGAGUUAUAUUAUAUUGGAAUGGCGAACAACGGUAUGCAUGUAUUGACAAGUCCCCAUCUCUUCCAUCUGCUACUGCCCCAUAUUCUGUUAAUGGGAAAGGUAUCCGGGAUUCAACAUCAACCACUAAAAGAGUGAAAAUGAUGUAAGUUUUCAUAUUUACAUGGAAAUAUUCACAUCUUGCUCUAGUCAUUUGACCUUAUUGGCUCGUGAAAAAAAGAUAAUUUUGCAUAAUCUUCGUUUGGUUAGUAGUUAAUAUACAGUUUCAGUUUUUCUUUUUGAAUCUGGAUUUGCAAUCAUCUGUAAUUAAUAAUACAGUGUUUUUCUAUAAUGAUUACCUCAUUUGUUGUGCA